This is a messenger RNA of Cricetulus griseus (Chinese hamster), 593 nucleotides long. The record is from RefSeq and is a predicted model, not a curated record. NCBI's taxonomy places the organism in Eukaryota, Metazoa, Chordata, Mammalia, Rodentia, Cricetidae.
CCCCCCGAGCAUCUGACCCUGACAUUCAUCGUUGCAGGGAUACUCCUUCGUGGCACCGUCCAUCCUCUUCGACCACAACAAUGCAGUGAUGACUGAUGUGCUGGAGGCACCUGGUGCUGGGCAUAGGCCUGGCAGGGCAGCAGUAGCCAGGAGUGCCAUGAUGCAGGACUCGCCCUUCUUCCAGCAGUAUGAGUUGGACCUUCGGGAGCCUGCCCUGGGUCAGGGCAGCUUCUCUGUGUGUCGGAGAUGUCGCCAGCGCCAGAGUGGCCAGGAAUUCGCUGUCAAGAUCCUCAGCCGCAGGCUGGAGGAAAACACACAGCGCGAGGUGGCUGCCCUUCGCCUGUGCCAGUCACACCCCAACGUGGUGAAUUUGCAUGAGGUGUUUCAUGACCAGUUGCACACUUACCUGGUCCUGGAGUUGCUGCGAGGAGGGGAGCUGCUGGAACGCAUCCGUAAGAAGCGGCUCUUCAGCGAGUCGGAGGCCAGCCAGAUCCUGCGCAGCCUGGUGUCUGCUGUGAGCUUUAUGCACGAGGAGGCGGGUGUGGUGCACCGCGACCUCAAGCCGGAGGUGGGCGCUGGGCCCAGGCGGCGGG